Macrosiphum euphorbiae (potato aphid) is the source of this 519-nucleotide messenger RNA. The record is from the annotation of a GenBank genome assembly. Lineage: Eukaryota; Metazoa; Arthropoda; Insecta; Hemiptera; Aphididae.
AUGACCUCCAACGGUCUCCGCCUCGCUCCCGAAAAAUUGGAGUGCUUGGUCCUUACCAAUAAAAAGGCCUACCGCAAUCCUGAUCUGCACAUUCAGGGAUGCCAUAUCACCGUCGAACGUGCAUUCAGAAAUCUUGGUGUUCGGUUUUACACUAGGCUGUCAUUCGUCGAUCAUGCGACUUCUGUGGCGGCAGGGGCAAGGAAGGCCGCAGCUGCCCUCGGGAGGCUUAUGCCUAAUGUCGGUGGUCCUUCCCAAUCAAAGCGGCAACUUCUUAUGAGCGUGGUCCAUAGCCGACUAUUAUACGGUGCCGAAGUUGGGGCGGAUAGCAUACUCGAAGUACAGAAGUCCAAGAACUCUCUUCUACAAGCGCAGAGGUGCUCGGCGCUGAGGGUGGCUAGAUGCUACCGCACAGUUGCAGAUAUGGCCUUGCUGGUUCUGGCUAGGAUGCCGCCGGUCUCCCUACUGGCGGAAGGCAGGAAGAGGACAGUGCUGGCAAGGAAGUCAGGAGUUAUGGUUUAA